AUGAAGGUCAUCAGCAAGGAAGAGGAACAGGAGCACUACAGCCAUGUUCUGCGCGGUGGCUUUAUCGGCGGUAGCGUUGGUCUUGCUCUCGGUCUGGUCGGUGUGAUCGGUGCCUACAAGCGCUACCCGGCCUUCCGGUCGCUCACGCUGCCCUUCCGGUCCUUCCUGGUCUCGUCCUCGGCGACGGCUGGCGCCAUCAUUCUGGCCGAGCGUGAGAGCAUUAAGUUCCAGCGCAACAACGAUGCGAUGCACCGGUAUUUGGAAGAGACGCACCACAAAGUGGAGGAGGAGAAACGCAAACAGCAGACCGAGUGGGAGCGCAUGCUGGAAUGGGGCCGUGAGCACCGCUAUGGCAUCGUCUUCGCCUCCUGGCUGGCCUCUAUGGGUAUUGCGCUUGCCAUUGUCGGCCGCAGCAAGUACUUGUCCUCGGCUCAAAAGAUUGUCCAGGCCCGUGUGUAUGCGCAAGGCCUGACUUUGGCCGUGCUCAUUGCCACAGCCGCCCUUGAGACCGCCGACGCUAAAUCAGGCAAGGGCCGCUGGGAGACUGUCCUGGUCGUUGACCCCGAGGACCCGGAACAUAAGCGUAUGAUUGAGAAGCGUGUCCCCAAGGAGGACUACGAGGGCCAGGACCUCUGGAAGCAGAUGGUUGCCGCUGAGGAGAGGCGCCUGGCUGAGAGGAAGCAGAAGGAGGCCGAGGCCGAGGCUGCUGCCAAGGCCCAUUAA
Thermochaetoides thermophila DSM 1495 is the source of this 723-nucleotide messenger RNA. Its product is annotated as putative mitochondrion protein. Gene Ontology annotation, cellular component: mitochondrial inner membrane. Gene Ontology annotation, biological process: mitochondrial respiratory chain complex IV assembly. Lineage: Eukaryota; Fungi; Ascomycota; Sordariomycetes; Sordariales; Chaetomiaceae. The transcript is spliced from 2 exons. Bases 1 to 723 code for a protein of 240 amino acids. The record is from RefSeq and is a predicted model, not a curated record.